Molecule: messenger RNA, 1669 nt
Organism: Brassica rapa (field mustard)
Lineage: Eukaryota; Viridiplantae; Streptophyta; Magnoliopsida; Brassicales; Brassicaceae
Product: putative methylesterase 19
Biological process (GO): jasmonic acid metabolic process; salicylic acid metabolic process
Molecular function (GO): methyl jasmonate esterase activity; methyl indole-3-acetate esterase activity; methyl salicylate esterase activity
Source: RefSeq, a predicted model, not a curated record
CAUCCCCGUGAAGGGUACCGGGAGAAACUGCAACAAUGAUGCAAAUGAAGGGUUCAAGACUCAAUAAAACUUAAAAGGACGUAUUUCUUAUAGUGAUGAAAGUAGCCAUGAUGUACCCUUCUUCACUUUCUACUUCUCCGAAAAAAAAAAUCAGUACAAGUGGUAUAUUCAACUUUGUUACUUAAGAACAUCUCUUUACUGUUCAAGAGUCAGAAAAUGGAGAGAGACAGAACACAACAUACAGGGGUUGCUCUCUUCAUCACUUUCCAGUUCCUUGGAAAAAGACUCUGUUUCAUCACCUUCUCAGAGUUCUGUGGUUUCUUUGUUUAAUAUUUGACACUGUCACUCUCUGUAGCUAGAAACAUUCAUGAUAUAAAUAGAUAAUUACCAUAACCUAUAUAGCAGAUCAGUCUCGAUAUGCACGAUGAAGCCAACAGCACAAUGCAGCUUGCAUCAAACUUGAACCCUUCACUAGAUUAUAUGCAUAAGAUUUGUAAAGCGAUUAAACUGAUCUAACAUUUAUGAAUACAAGUAUUUUUUCUUAUAAGAUUCCAAGGGUAAGGUUCAUAAGCAAGAACAACAACAAAAUGAUUUCUCCAACUCAUAUUGAAGUCAAUAUAUAUGAUCAUAGCUAAAAGUGUCUGCUUAGUUAAAACUUAUAUUCAGUUUAAGUGUGUUACCAAUAUGCUGGAAGUAAAGAAGGUAAUGUAUCUAGAUUUGAUACGAUUACAUGUGUGUUCUAACAUGGAUUUUUCUAAAGAUCCAGACGUCAUUUCUUUAUAUAGUGUUGAAAUUAAAAUUAAGAACAAACUAAUAGUCAAUGUAGUGUUGGUUUAACAUUUUCUGGAUGUCAGAAAACGACCAAAAGCUAACAGUCAGUAUACAAAGAGGAGAGCUGGGAAACUAACAAACUAUAUAAGUAUUAAACCAAGAUGCAGAAAGUUAAGAAGGCAAUGGAGAACCAGAAGCGUUUUGUGCUCGUCCAUGGGAUCUGCCACGGCGCAUGGAGCUGGUACAAGGUGAAAACACUGCUAGAAGCUGCAGGGCACUGUGUAUCUGCUAUUGAUCUGUCAGCAUCGGGAAUCAACACGACCAGAGUGGAAGAGAUUCAGACGUUGAAGGACUAUUCCAAGCCAUUGUUAGACAUUAUGGACUCAUUUCCCUCAGACAAGAAGACAAUUCUUGUCGCACAUAGCCUGGGAGGAGUACCGGCUGCUCUCGCUGCCGACAUCUUCCCUUGUAAGACCGCUGCUAUUGUGUUCUUGACAUCUGCAAUGCCUGACACCAAAAACCCACCUGCUUAUGUUAUCGAAAAGUUGCUCGCAAGCAUUCCACAAGAAGAGUUCUUGGACACAGUGUUUGGAUGUUAUGGAGCACCUGAUUGUCCUCUAGAGACUAGUCUUCUUGGACCAACAAGGUUCUUGACCAAGAAAUGUUAUCAGUUGUCUCCGGUUGAAGUAAGACUUCAAACCAAAUGAAACCUCUAUUUUUAAAGCUCGAAAUGUACUAUAUAAAUUGUUGAAUGCUGUCACUGGUUAGGAUCUUGAACUGGCGAAAAUGUUAAACCCUUUAGUUACAAAUAAUCUGGCAGGGACAAGAAGCUUUAGCGAGGAAGGGUAUGGAUCGAUUCCACGUAUCUAUAUAAUAUGCGAAGAGGAUAAUAUAAUAC